AGAACCCACCAGGAGGAGGCCAACCAUUCUACCUCUUGUGACCACAAUGCUGACCACUCGCCUCUCCAGACCCCUGUCACAGCUCCUGGGGAGCACCCUAAGUUUCCAUGAAAGAGACAAUGGAACGAGACGCACACUGCUGUUUUAUUCUGCCUCCUUUGACCCUGCAGGCCGUCGUACUUACGCUGAUUCGGUGAACCCGGCUGGCAGCAAAGCUGUCCUGGUCACAGGCUGUGACUCUGGAUUUGGGUUUUCCUUGGCUAAGCAUCUGCAUUCCAAAGGCUUCCUUGUGUUUGCUGGCUGCUUGAUGAAGGACAAAGGGGAUGAUGGGGUCAAGGAACUGGACAGCUUGAAGAGUGAUCGACUGAGAACCAUCCAGCUCAACGUCUGCAAAAGCGAGGAGGUGGAGAAAGCAGUGGAGACCGUCCGCUCGAGCCUGGGGGACCCUGAAAAAGGCAUGUGGGGCCUGGUUAACAAUGCGGGCAUCUCGACGUUUGGGGAGGUGGAGUUCACCAGCAUGGAGACCUACAAAGAGGUGGCGGAGGUGAACCUCUGGGGCACCGUGCGGAUGACAAAAUCCUUUCUCCCCCUCAUCCGAAGGGCCAAAGGCCGCGUCGUCAACAUCAGCAGCAUGCUGGGCCGCAUGGCCAACCCAGCCCGCUCCCCAUACUGCAUCACCAAGUUCGGGGUGGAGGCUUUCUCUGACUGCCUGCGCUACGAGAUGCACUCGCUGGGCGUGAAGGUCAGUGUGGUGGAACCCGGCAACUUCAUCGCUGCCACCAGCCUCUACAGCCCUGAGCGCAUCCAGGCCAUUGCCAACAAGAUGUGGGACGAGCUGCCCGAGGUGGUGCGCAAAGACUACGGCAGGAAGUACUUUGAUGAGAAGAUCGCCAAGAUGGAGACCUAUUGCAACAGUGGCUCCACAGACACGUCCCCCGUCAUCAACGCUGUCACCCACGCCCUGACCGCCUCCACCCCCUACACCCGCUACCACCCCAUGGACUACUACUGGUGGCUGCGAAUGCAGAUCAUGACCCACUUGCCUGGAGCAGUCUCUGACAAGAUCUACAUACACUGAAGAGUUCGACAGUAGCCUCUGUUGGGGAGCCCCAGUGAGAGAAGGGGAGGGAGGGAGGAGGAAGGAGCUUGUGUGGUCACCUCUUGCUUACCCACUUGUGGAUUCUCCGCAGUCCCAGGAGGAAUCACUACCAGUUUUAGCGUUAACCAAAGCGGGUAGCCCAGCCUGACUUGUGUGCACAGUGAGUGGCUGGGCCUUCUCAAUCGGUGCGGAGGGGCGGGCAGGGCCCCUAAACCUCAGGGCAGACAUGGGGCAUCCAUCUUUUUGGAGGUGAUUUCAUACAAAGAUUUGGGGUAAACAUCUUUAUAUUAAAAACAGAUUUAUUAUCAAGUAGAAUCCAAAUCCUUUACAUUUUUAAGCCAAAA
Messenger RNA from Ceratotherium simum simum (southern white rhinoceros), 1443 nucleotides. RefSeq names its product 3-hydroxybutyrate dehydrogenase 1 (gene BDH1). Gene Ontology annotation, biological process: steroid metabolic process. The record is from RefSeq and is a predicted model, not a curated record. Gene Ontology annotation, molecular function: 3-hydroxybutyrate dehydrogenase activity. Gene Ontology annotation, cellular component: intracellular membrane-bounded organelle. Lineage: Eukaryota; Metazoa; Chordata; Mammalia; Perissodactyla; Rhinocerotidae.